AAUAGCCCGAUUGACAAAGACGUCACUAAAACGAGACCGGAAACGAAACCUGGAAAUCAACUGACUACAAGACAACAGCACAGAACCUCAAUCCUUGACUUUUCGGGCAAAGGUGCGAGUUUUAAUUUUCCCCAGCUGCAACUCAGCAGCCAUGUCAGCGUAUCCCAAGACCCACAACCCUUUUGCUGACGAUGACGACGACGACGUGGUGGAGGACUUCGGACGCGGAGGGGGCUACGAUGACUCCAGCGACAGCGGGCUGAGCGAGGCGGAGAGGAGGCAGCGGUGGCUGCAACAGGAGGUCAUGCGCACGGCGCAGUCCGCGGUCGACAGCACUCACCGCUCCCUCGGGCUCAUAUACGAGUCUGAGAAAAUGGGUACCGAGACUGCUGAGGAACUCAUGCGCCAGGGGGAGGCGCUGAAGAGGACAGAGAGGAUGGUAGACAACAUGGACGGGGAGCUGAAAACCAGCGAGCGCCACAUCAAGAGCAUCAAGAGCGUCUGGGGCGGAAUCUUCAACUACUUUAAGCCCAAGCCAGAGACGCAGCCCCCACCAGAGCCUGCUCCCGCAUACCAGCCCAGCAGCAAGUUGCAGGGUGCCCUGUCUGAUAGUAAAGAGCAGGAGCACAGGUACCAGGCAAGCCACCCCAACCUGCGCAAGCUGGACACCUCAGGAUUCGGGCCGGAAGAUUCCUCGUCCGAAGCCAGCGCUUCCGCUCAGAACGGGUACCCCAAACACCAGGUCCUCCGCGCUGCCCACCAGAAACUGGAUGACAACCUGGAUGAGAUGUGUUCGGGACUGAGCCGGCUGAAGAAUCUGGGCCUCGGUCUGCAGUCGGAGAUCGACGAUCAGGACGCCUCGCUGGAUAACCUCCUGGGAAAGGUGGACAAGAUGGACCUGAAGAUCCAAAACACCAACCAGAAGAUCAAAGACCUCAAAUAGACACCCUUAACCUUCACCUUGACCAGACCGGGCCUCAACCUCAUUUACAGAACUAUACAGUACCACAUAUCCUCCGAGUCUUAUACUUUUUAUCCGUAUCAUUUCUGAGGUGCACGUAGGUACACACACACGCUCAGGCACACACACACACACACAUGCAUGCACACUCACACACACACACACACACACGUCACAGUGUCCUGCAGGCUCGUGUUUAGAGGCCGGGGAAGUUGGACGUUAGUUUCUGCAGGCGUGCACAGUUGCCGUAGGGAUGUCACUACAGUGAAAUAAAAAUGGCGUCUCUAAGUGAACAGGGGUUACUGCGUUACCUGCUUCUCGUGCCUAUACAGGUGUGUCCUAUUGACUUGGAACAAGCCUGGGGUUUGUGUAGAGAUUGUGUAGAGAUUUGUUUCCCUGCCGCUCUUUAAUAUGCCUUCCAGGGAAACGUCUCUCUGAGUGCAUUUAGCCGCUCCUGCGUUAAAGCUCCAGCUUUUGCUCUGUUAGUCACUCUUGUGUUAAAGCUCAAGCUUUUGCUCUGUUAGUCACUCUGUGUGCCGUUUUAAGUCUUCGUCUUCUCUGGUUUUAUUUUACCGUAAACAUCACGUUCACAAAGUGCUUCUCUGGUGCAGAUUCAAAGACAUUUGUUUGUAUUACUUGUGUUUUCAUAAAUGUUUUGCACAAGUGAAAAGUGCGUGGAGAAUAUCUUGUAUAACUCUCAAACUGCCAAUGCUUUUUUAUAUAUACGUUUUGCUUUGGAAGCAGAAUCUGUUAUGUAGUAUGGAGUUAUUCAUAGAAGCCACUAUGAUAUAUGUGCUGAUUUGAAAUGUAUAAAAUACAUGAACCCUAAUCAGACCAACAAAGUGAUUAGCUACAUACCUUUCCAUAGUUCAUAUGCAGCCAUACUUUCAUACUCUGCUCCCUGGCAUGUUAAGAAGGUUGGCUGGCAGCCCCCUCCUCUCCACUCUGACGUCUCCAUCUUGGUGAGCUCAUCGCUGGGCUUCACAGGAGCUUUUCACUUCCCAGAAUUCCAAGGUGCUGAAUUCAGCAAAGCGGACGGCGGGAGGGGUUAAAGGUCGGGAGUCGCGUGGGUGACUCUUUCAGGAAAGGGGGGGGGGGGUUUGGAGUGCCGUUCCACUGGUGUCAGCACAACGGAAGAGAAAGAUAGACAUACUUCCUCUGAACGAACAGCAUUCUGCUGUUUUUAUGAAGUCAGAGCAGUGCUGCUGCAGGCACUAGAGCACACUCUGCGAACACCUUGCAGUCUUUAGAUACGCCAGUUCCGCAUGUGGGAUAUUCACCUAAAGCUAAUCAUUUCUUCCAUGCCCUUCACAUCAGGAGCUACGCACAUUUUCCUGACUGUAUCUCAAAUCAGGCGUGAGAUAUGCCUGUUUAUCUUCUAGCCACUCUUAGGCUCUUUAGUCGGUCAGUGCAACACCACACGCCAGGCGGCAUAGUUCAGUUCACCCCCUUGCUGAUAGGAUAGAUAAGUUUCAUGGCAUUAGCAAGAAGCCACGCCCACUCUCACACUCCCAUUGGGCAAUCAAGCUUCAGGGAAACGGUGGUAAUGUUACCAGGAGCAGUCUGGAACAUAAACUGGAAUGUGGCUGCAAUAAAGUCAUUUCAAUAGUAAA
Anguilla anguilla (European eel) is the source of this 2574-nucleotide messenger RNA. RefSeq names its product synaptosome associated protein 29 (gene snap29). Gene Ontology annotation, molecular function: SNAP receptor activity; syntaxin binding. NCBI's taxonomy places the organism in Eukaryota, Metazoa, Chordata, Actinopteri, Anguilliformes, Anguillidae. Gene Ontology annotation, biological process: exocytosis; synaptic vesicle fusion to presynaptic active zone membrane; synaptic vesicle priming. Gene Ontology annotation, cellular component: SNARE complex; plasma membrane. The transcript has 6 exons. The record is from RefSeq and is a predicted model, not a curated record. Bases 152 to 943 code for a protein of 263 amino acids.